Messenger RNA from Eremomyces bilateralis CBS 781.70, 2184 nucleotides. RefSeq lists its product as uncharacterized. Bases 165 to 1901 code for a protein of 578 amino acids. Gene Ontology annotation, molecular function: amino acid transmembrane transporter activity. The transcript has a single exon. Gene Ontology annotation, biological process: amino acid transmembrane transport. NCBI's taxonomy places the organism in Eukaryota, Fungi, Ascomycota, Dothideomycetes, Eremomycetales, Eremomycetaceae. The record is from RefSeq and is a predicted model, not a curated record.
UUUCUCCAUUUGAUGCCUCUGUUGGAUUCAACCCCUAGCUCAUUUCUCCUCUCAGGUAUGCCUGAUCAGUUGAUUCACCUUUCCUUUUUCUCCUCCUAUAGUUGACACCGGAAACUACGAAUCCUAUUACCGUCUAGCGGCAUCAGGACCUCUCUAUCUCCCUCAUGAGUGAAUCCCCGACGAGCGAUCAUGACCAGAUGCAGCGCGAGGCUGACGUCGUUGCACGGCAUCUCCCCGAAGGCUAUUCGGCCGGCAUUGAUGCCAUCAAUGACAAUGACCAUCCAUCUUCCUCUGCUCCUCAACUUUUCCAGCCUAACGGGGAAUCCUCCCUUAAACUGCUAGGUGGUGAUGUCCACCGUGCCCUAUUCAAGAUCAAGGACCGGCCCAAACUCCACCAGCGGUCGGCCACCUUUGCUCAUCCCAGUCCUCGAACCCCCCAGACUUUCCCGGUCCCCGAAAACACCAUCAGUGCAACCGAGCAAUUGCAACCUGGUGGGUUUCGACGGGAGUUUGUUCUACAACGCCAAGAUACCGGGCUGCAGGAAUUCACCCAGAUUACAAAGAGCUUCGUGUCCUUCCUAGAACUUUUUGGCAGUUUCGCCGGCGAAGACCUGGCUGAAUCCGAAGAAGAAUAUGCUAUCGAAGAUGAAGAGGCGGUUGAGGAAGGAGAAACGAGGCCUUUACUCGGCCGGCGGAAGCUCUCGCGCCGGGUUUCCAGAGUGGGCGAUGCCGGAAUGGUGAAGUCGUUCUUCACGCUUUUGAAAGCCUUCAUUGGCACUGGUAUCCUAUUUCUCCCCAAGGCGUUCAAAAAUGGUGGGAUACUGUUCUCAUCGAUCACUUUGGUCGCGGUAUCGGUGGUCUCCUGUAUCUGCUUCCGCUUGCUUCUCCAUUGCCGGAAACAGGUCGGGGGAGGCUAUGGGGACAUCGGGGAAGCCAUUGCCGGAUCGAAGUUUCGCACCCUCAUCCUAGGAUCCAUCUUCCUUUCACAGAUUGGUUUCGUCUGCGCGGGCAUCAUAUUCACGGCCGAAAAUGUCGAUUCAUUCCUCCGAGCGGUCCUGAAGGGCAAUAAUCCGAUGUCGACCAAUGCUCUGAUAGGGUACCAGCUCAUUCUCCUGAUCCCUCUUACUCUGAUCCGGAAUAUCUCCAAGCUCGGACCUGCUGCACUUCUUGCGGACGUGUGCAUCCUAAUUGGACUGGUCUAUAUCUGGUGGUUUGACAUCUCCACUUUGUCAACCCAAGGAUUCCAUCCAUCAGUGGAGCUGUUCAACCCGAGUAGCUUCACCCUCACGAUUGGAUCCGCGAUUUUCACAUUCGAAGGAAUCGGCCUCAUUUUGCCUAUCCAGUCAUCCAUGGCUGAGCCGCAGAAGUUCGACCGGCUUCUAUACCUAGUCAUGGGGAUCAUCACAGUCAUAUUCACAUCAGUGGGCUUCUUAUGCUACGCCACCUUUGGCGAGAACACACGAGUGGAAGUCAUCAGCAACUUUCCUCAGGACAACAAACUUGUGAACGCCGUCCAAUUUCUUUAUUCGCUUGCUGUCCUCGUAGGAACCCCCGUGCAACUCUUUCCCGCUGUCCGUAUCAUCGAGACCUCGCUCUUUGGGUCACGUUCCGGGAAACAAAACAUUUGGACCAAAUGGAGAAAGAAUGCAUUUCGAACGGUCCUGACUAUUGCUUGUGGCCUGAUUUCCAUCGUAGGCGCAAAGGAUUUAGACAGAUUUGUUGCCCUGAUUGGCUCAUUUGCGUGCGUACCUUUGGUCUACAUAUAUCCCCCAUUCUUACAUCUUCGGGGCGUCGCGGACUCGAGGGCCUCGAAAGCAUUUGAUCUUGCUCUCAUGGCGGUCGGAAUGGUAGCCAUGGUGUACACCACCUGUAUUACUAUUUUCCAGUGGUUUAAGGCUUGAAGAUCCAAUAAAUUAUCUAUUAUUUUUCAUUGUGUCACUGAUCUCGCUGGAUAUUAAAUCGAGUUUCCUUGUCUCGAAUACUCAGUCAAUCUGGUGGUGGCCAGGAUGGCAGUACUUACAAUGGAUCGGUCCGCAUACUGCUUUUCGACGCCUACCACCAACCUUUGCCUGCAAAGCUGCUUUAUGACGUCGUCGCCGCCGCCGCCGCCGGCGGAUUCAGUCGGCUCCUUAUCCAAGGAACCAGAGACGUCAAUGACAGAAUGUGGUACUGGCGCAGACCGCU